AUGGGACUGGACCUGCUGAAGCAGUUGGACGUAAACCUGCACCCCGCGAGUGGGGCAAUCGAUCAGCUGGCGGUCACUGGGAGCGCAGAAGUCCCGGAACCGCCACCGUCUCAGCCCGACCCUGGCGAGAUAUGCUCACUGACAAUGGUCCGUGGCCACCCCGAAGAAGCGGACCUGCAUGAAGACAGCUCCGCUGAAGAAGAGGUGAUCGCUCUUCUGACAGAUGAAGAGAGCGUGCUGACCGAGCAAGACGUCCGCACCGCAUACCUGGAGCUGGCGCACAGCGCGCACGACGGAAUCGUCCGCAUGAAACAGGCGCUGCGGAAUCUGGCGUGGUGGCCCGGCAUCAACCGUGAGGUGGAGGAGCUGUGCCGAAGUUGCGAGCGCUGCCAGCACAGCGACGCAGUCCUCUCCCAGCGCGCACGCCCUGCGCCCAUGCAGCCAGUCGACCUGCCGGACCGCGCCUGGUCGAAACUGGGAAUGGAUAUCGCUCUUCCACUGGUGACGGUGGUGGCCGGCGGCUGCUCCGACUCGGACCAGUGUCACGUGACCACCCUGGCGGCCGGGGCCGACGCGCCCCUAUCGCUGACCUUUGACCUGCCGACAGAAGAGGCGCCGCUCCGGCCGGGACCUCCAGCCUGGUCCAACUACGUCAAAGGGGUGGUGGCCAACUUCAAAGGCGGCGUGGUGCCUUUCGAAGCGGUGCUGGCCUCGACCGUUCCUCUCGGGGCGGGUCUCUCCAGUUCUGCCUCUCUAGAGGUGGCCAUGUAUACUUUCCUCGAGGCACUCACUGGACGAAAGGCAGAAAGCCUACGCGAAAAGGCGCUGCAGUGUCAGAAGGCAGAACACGAGUUUCCCGGAAUGCCCUGCGGCAUUAUGGACCAGUUCAUUUCGGCCAUGGGACGAAAGGACAACGCGCUGCUUAUUGACUGCAGGUCUCUGGAGUCAACUCUAGUUCCGCUGGCGGACCACCAGGUGGCAGUGCUGAUCACCAACUCCAAUGUUCGCCACACACUGACGGGCUCAGAGUACCCCAGCCGACGACGGGCUUGCUUUGAAACAGCUAAAGUACUCGGGGUCAAAUCGCUACGAGAGGCCACCAUGGAACUCCUGAAAGAGCGGCAGGGUGACAUUUCCGAAGAAGACUACCGUCGCGCUCGUCACGUGAUCACUGAGAUCGCCCGGACAGAGGCGGCUGCUGAGGCCUUCAAAAAGGGCGACUACGCCACAGCGGGAAAACUGAUGAACGAAAGCCACGCAUCGCUCAGGGACGACUACGAGGUGUCGUGCGCGGAGCUGGACCAUCUGCAGAGGAUUGCCGCCGCAGUGGAGGGGGUGUUCGGAUCCCGGAUGACCGUAGGGGGGUUCGGAGGGUGCACCGUCACGCUGGUGAAAAAGGGUGCCGUGGAGCUGUGCAUUCAAAAACUCAAGAGCGAGUACGCCGGCAGCGCCACCUUUUACGUUUGUCGUCCGGCUGAUGGCGCCACCGUCAUCUCCGCUUAGUUCGUAUUUAGAGUAAAGAAAGUAAUUUUGGCCAUUUUCGGUGCUGCCCGCUACUAAGCUGAGGGUUAUUUGCUCAGGGAUGAUGUCUAUGGUUUAGGUAUCAAGAGAUUACCUAUAAUAAAUAAUGCGCUGCCUCUAAAUGUGCGCGUCCUUCAGACGUUUUGGCUCAACAUGUAGUUUUUCGUUGAAAGGGAACGUGUUUUCGUGGUGUCUGCAGUUGUUUCCCGCCAACUAAGUACUGGGCUUCUAUUAACUAGGUACGCUGACAUCUAUAUAGGAGUAUCACUGAUAAGUAGCAUGAUACCGUUUUCUCUCAGGUCAGCAUAUGGGCAUGUGGAGACGAAGUUAGGAGUUAUGGAGGCAUUCUAUGUAUUCAUAUGACUGUGUUUAUCUGCGUGGAUGUGAUGACUG
This is a messenger RNA of Amphibalanus amphitrite, 1914 nucleotides long. RefSeq names its product galactokinase-like. Gene Ontology annotation, cellular component: cytosol. Bases 1 to 1503 code for a protein of 500 amino acids. NCBI's taxonomy places the organism in Eukaryota, Metazoa, Arthropoda, Thecostraca, Balanomorpha, Balanidae. The record is from RefSeq and is a predicted model, not a curated record. The transcript is spliced from 9 exons. Gene Ontology annotation, molecular function: ATP binding; galactokinase activity. Gene Ontology annotation, biological process: carbohydrate phosphorylation; galactose metabolic process.